UACAAGGGCCUGGACAUCAUCACGAACAAGGUUUCUGCCCAGGAGCAGCGGCUGUGCAGGCACCACAUGAUCAGCUUCGUGGAUCCCCUCGUCUCCAACUACACCGUGGUGGAUUUCAGAGACAAAGCCGUGGCUCUCAUUGAAGAUAUCUUUGCUCGGGACAAGAUCCCGAUCGUUGUGGGAGGAACCAACUACUACAUCGAGUCCCUGCUCUGGAAGGUCCUCAUCAACACCAAGGAGAAGGCCAGCACGGCCCCCGGACCGGUCCCGGACAGGAAAGAGGAGCUGGAGCAGCUGGACGGUGUCGAGCUCCAUCGCCGUCUGAGCCAGGUGGACCCGGAGAUGGCAGCAAAGCUGCACCCCCACGACAAGCGCAAAGUGGCCAGGAGCCUCCAAGUGUUUGAAGAGACUGGGAUCCCCCACAGUGAAAUCUUGCACCAGCAGCAGGAGGAGGAAGGUGGGGGACCCUUAGGGGGGCCUCUGAAAUACCCACAUUCCUGCAUCCUGUGGCUCCACGCAGACCAGGCAGCUCUGGACCAGCGGCUGGGGGAGGGGGGGGGGGCGGGGCUGCUGGAGGAGCUGCGGGACUUCCACCGGCGCUACAACCAAGAGAAGGUGGCUGAGAACCGCCAGGAUUACCAGCACGGCAUCUUCCAGUCCAUUGGCUUCAAGGAGUUCCAUGAGUACCUCAUCAGUGAGGGGAGCUGCUCGCCUGAGACCAGUGCUCUGCUGCUGCAAAAAGGGAUCCAGGCCCUGAAGCAGGUGACCAAGAAAUACGCCCGGAGGCAGAACAAGUGGGUCCGAAACCGCUUCCUGAGACGUCCUGGGCCCAACGUGCCCCCCGUGUAUGGCUUGGAGGUGUCCGAUCUCUUGCGGUGGGAGGAGGAUGUGCUGAAACCUGCCCUGGAGAUCGUGGAGAGCUUCAUCCAGGGACGUGAGCCCCCAGCGGAGCCUGUGAGGAUGGAGUACGACAUCAACGAGAACAAACGGAGCCAUCGCGUGUGCGAGCUCUGCGACCGAGUCAUCAUCGGGGACAGGGAGUGGGCAGCUCACACACGGUCCAAGUCCCACCUGCACCACCUGAAGAAGAGAAGGAAGCUGGAGGCCGCCAGCCGCGCCGCGGAGACCGAGGGGGACAGCGGGGGUGCAGAGCCCUCGGGUGAGGACAGCGGCUUGCCUUUGCCACAG
Messenger RNA from Mesitornis unicolor (brown roatelo), 1188 nucleotides. It is a transcript of the gene TRIT1, whose product is annotated as tRNA isopentenyltransferase 1. Gene Ontology annotation, cellular component: mitochondrion. The record is from RefSeq and is a predicted model, not a curated record. Gene Ontology annotation, biological process: tRNA modification. Lineage: Eukaryota; Metazoa; Chordata; Aves; Mesitornithiformes; Mesitornithidae. Gene Ontology annotation, molecular function: tRNA dimethylallyltransferase activity.